AUGUUCGCUCGCACGUCGCGCUCGAUGCUCAAGGCCCAGCUCAAGGCGCCGGCGAGAGCCUUCAGCAGCCGCGCGUCCAAGCCGUCGGCGUCGUCGUCCAAGCGCGAGUUCUCAGCCUUCCUCUUUGAGGCCCACGCCGCCUGCAAGGGCAAGCGCUGCCUCCAGAUGGACGCGAUCCCGCGCGCCGACAACUGCGGCGAAGACUCGUUCUUUAUCUCGCAGGCGUACGUGGGCGUCGCCGACGGCGUCGGUGGCUGGAACGAGAACAACGUCGACCCGAGCCGCAUCUCGCGCGCGCUCAUGCGCAACGCGCUGACGCUGGCCGACGGAUCGCGCUCGACGUCUGAGAUCCUCGAGAAAGCGUACGCAAUGGUCCUCGACGACGACCACGUCGAGGCCGGGUCGACGACCGCGUGCAUUCUCAACAUCAAGGAAGACCCCAAGACAGGCGCGCCGAUUCUCGAGUACUCGAACUUGGGCGACUCUGGCUUUUGCAUUGUCCGCAACGGCGCAGUCUGGUUCCGCAGCGCGUUCCAGUCAAUUGGCCUCGCGCCGUACCAGCUCGCCAAGAUCCCUCCGCGCUUCCGCGUCAUGGGUGCCAUGGAGAACAUGCCAAGCGAGGCCAACACGGGCGAGAUCGAGCUCCAGGACGGCGACCUCAUUGUCCUCGCGACGGACGGUGUCUGGGACAACUUUGCGCGGGACCUCCAAGAAGUACCUGCCUUCUUCCCUCCGGUCGCGUCGUGGCGCCGGUACUGGCAUGGGCGUAUCCAGUCGCUCCUCGGCGUCCUCUCGGUGAAGGACCUCAAGGACGCAGCGACAAGCAUCGUGCAAGCGUCGCUCGACCACAACCUCAAGCCCGACGACAUCACGGUCAUUGUGGCGCGCAUCUCGAUCAAGCCGACCGCGCGCUUGUAG
Messenger RNA from Saprolegnia diclina VS20, 918 nucleotides. RefSeq lists its product as hypothetical. Bases 1 to 918 code for a protein of 305 amino acids. The transcript has 3 exons. The record is from RefSeq and is a predicted model, not a curated record. NCBI's taxonomy places the organism in Eukaryota, Oomycota, Saprolegniomycetes, Saprolegniales, Saprolegniaceae.